Messenger RNA from Spinacia oleracea (spinach), 1845 nucleotides. Its product is annotated as cytochrome P450 CYP72A219-like. Bases 1 to 1575 code for a protein of 524 amino acids. The record is from RefSeq and is a predicted model, not a curated record. Lineage: Eukaryota; Viridiplantae; Streptophyta; Magnoliopsida; Caryophyllales; Amaranthaceae. The transcript has 5 exons. Gene Ontology annotation, molecular function: heme binding; monooxygenase activity; iron ion binding.
AUGGAGAAAAUGGCAGAAAGCUCUGUUUUGCUGUCAGUAGUAUGUAUAAUAGUAGUGCCAUUGUUAAUGAAAGUGGUUAAUUGGGUAUGGUUAAGGCCAAAGAAGCUGGAAAAGUUUUUCAGACAACAAGGUUUAUCUGGAACUUCUUACAAAUUCUUGUUUGGGGAUGACAAAGAUUCCGCCUCGAUGCUAACUGAAGCCUUAAAAAACCCCAUGGAUGGUUUCUCCCAUGAUUAUUUUCCUCGUAUCGAUCCUUUCCGUCAUCAUCUUGCCACUAAAUUCGGAAACAACUUCUUCAUGUGGUUUGGCCCGAUACCUGUAAUACAAAUCUCAAAGCCAGAGUUGAUUAAAGAACUCUUGAUUAAGACAGACGAGUUUCGAAAGGUGAAGUUGAGCCCAAUUUUCAACAGACUUUUGCCAGGGCUUAUAAGUUGCGAGGAAGAGAAAUGGGUCAAACAUCGGAAGCUGAUUAACCCCGCUUUCCAUGUCGAGAAGUUGAAGCUUAUGUUACCGGCAUUUCAUGAUAGUUGUGUGGAGGUUGUGAACAAAUGGGAGAUGUUAGUAUCUGAAAAGGGUAGAGUUGAGCUGGACGUGUCAUCCGAUCUAAUGCAAAUCAGUGCUGAUGUCAUCUCUCGAGCUGCUUUCGGUAGCAACUAUCAGGAGGGACAUAAGAUAUUUGAAAUCAUCCAGGAACAGUCUGUAUUAGCUCAUCAUUUGGAACGAUCAAUGUAUUUCCCCGGACUCAGUUACAUCCCAACAGCAAACAGUAGGAAAUUUAAGCAGAAUGAAGGUCAAAUGUAUACUUUAUUAAAGGCAAUUAUCGACAAGAGGAAGGAAGAAACUGAGGCUGGAGAAGCUGUGAAAAAUGACCUUUUGGGUAUAUUGUUGGAUUCCAAUUCGAAAGAAAUCCAACAAGCUGCUGGUAAAAAUAACAAGAAUAAUCAGAAUGUUGGAAUGAGUCUUGAAGAGGUGAUUGAUGAGUGUAAGCUAUUCUACUUGGCUGGACAAGAAACUACAUCUACACUUUUAGUUUGGAGUAUGAUUUUGUUAAGUAAGCAUCAAGAUUGGCAACAACGAGCACGAGAAGAAGUGUUGCAGUUUUUUGGAGAUAAAUUGCCUGACUUUGAAGGUUUAAGCCGUCUGAAGACAGUGAACAUGAUAUUGUACGAGGUUCUCCGACUGUAUCCUCCGGUGUUGAGGGUGUCAAGAUGGGUUCACAAGGAUGCAACCCUGGGUCCAUUAUCAAUCCCUUCGGGUGCAAUGAUUAGUGUGUUUCUGAACAUGGUUCAGUGUGAUCACAAUAUAUGGGGUGAUGAUGCAACAGAAUUCAACCCAGAAAGGUUUGCUGAAGGGGUUGCUAAGGCAACAAAAGGGACUAGCUCGUUCAUCCCCUUCGGUUGGGGACCAAGGAUAUGCAUUGGGGAAAAACUAUCCAUGACUGAAGUAAAAAUGGCGGUAUCCAUGAUUUUGCAACGCUUUUCCUUGGAGCUUUCACCGUCUUACAUUCAUGCACCCAAGAAUGUUGUGUUUCUACGGCCUGAACAUGGUGCUCAGAUUAUCCUAAACAAACUUUGAUCGUAUUCCAAAUGUGUAAUUUGAGGGUUAAUGUAUUGCACAUUAGCCAAAUAAAGUGCUUGGAUGUGUGUUUUCGGAAGUUUAAGUUCGUCUAUGAAAUUCGGCUGGUUGUAAACUUUAAAUGAUGCUUCUUAGAUUUUGAAUAUUACACCGUACUUCAAACCUCUGUACUUCCAAGUCCAAUUCUAUUUUUCACCAAAUGUUUCCCAUCUUUGAAGAGCUAUUUUCGACCUUUUUGGAACUUUUUUUUUGUUUGUGUCAAAACAAAAC